CUGCUCCUGCUCCUCCUUGUCCCCGGAGGGACGGGGCUGGGGGGGGCCGGCGGGGGCCGGGCCGCUGGCUGACGCCGUCUUCUCCGCCUGAGAAAGGCCCAGAGCAUGGAGAAUGAUGAACUUCCGUCAGCGGAUGGGAUGGAUUGGAGUGGGGCUGUACCUGCUAGCCAGCGCGGCGGCAUUUUACUAUGUUUUCGAAAUCAACGACACUUAUAACCGGCUAGCGUUGGAACACGUCCAGCAACAUCCCGAGGAGCCACGAGAAGGGACCACGUGGACACACUCCCUGAAAGCUCGACUACUGUCUUUGCCUUUUUGGCUGUGGACGAUUAUUUUUCUGAUCCCCUACUUACAGAUGUUCUUGUUCCUUUACUCCUGCACAAGGACCGACCCCAAGACCGUGGGCUAUUGCAUCAUCCCCAUAUGCUUGGCAGUUAUUUGCAAUCGCCACCAAACGUUCACCAAAGCCUCUAAUCAGAUCAGCCGGUUACAAUUAAUCGACACGUAAAACCCAUCUUUAGUUUCCCUCGCUGAUUACGGAACUACAACCGCUGAACUGAAUCAUGCGUUUAAAGUUCUGAAAGGAAGUUGUGGUUGGAAACCUUUUCAAAAUGUGAAAAGGCUCUGUUUUUUAUUAAUGCUGUUCCGUUUUUAGAUACAGACUGAUGUGGAUGACAGGGCCGCAUCCCCGUCGGGGACUUCAGCUAGGAGCAUUACCCAGAUUUCCUUUGGAAGCCAAAUCAUUCUGUUCAAACUAUAAUCACUAAAAGACAAUUAACAGUUGAUCUGUGAUUUUAUUUCUCUGCCAAAAAUUACUUCAGAAAUCUUUCCUCUGGUGGAAAAUAAUGAAUUGAUGUGGACACUUCCCUUGCUUUCAAUGUGGAACCAUUCAGACAUGAUUAUAAAAUUUAAAUUUAAUAUAUCUA
Tachyglossus aculeatus (Australian echidna) is the source of this 926-nucleotide messenger RNA. RefSeq names its product transmembrane protein 251 (gene LYSET). The transcript is spliced from 2 exons. The coding region runs from base 113 to 508 and encodes 131 amino acids. The record is from RefSeq and is a predicted model, not a curated record. Lineage: Eukaryota; Metazoa; Chordata; Mammalia; Monotremata; Tachyglossidae.